CCAAAUUACUAUAUCACAAUAACAAUAACAAUAACACCACUCCUACUUUCUCUUUUGUUUUUUCAGAUCUCUAUCUCUAGAUAUAAUUAUCAAUGGUGAACCAGCUGGAGAACCUUGUGGAAUCGAUCAAAUCGAAGGUGAGAGCUUUAAAGAGUAAGAAGCCGAAGAAGAGUUACAUCAAGAUGGACAAGAGCUCAAGCGUUAAGGUCGAGAUCCGUAGCAGAAAAGCCAGAAAACUCAUCGAUAAGACUCUCAAGGUCGCCGAUCGUCCUGGCAAGCGUACCGUCACUUGAAAAUUCAAUACCAUAAUAAUAAUUAUUGUUAUUAUUGUAGAUUUUUAUGUGUACAUAUAUAUGUUACAUAUGAAAUUUAUAUAUAUAUAUGUAUGCAUAUAGAUGAGACGUCGUCGUUUUAUAAUGAGAUUCGAUUGAGUCAUCGUUAUCUC
Messenger RNA from Cannabis sativa, 445 nucleotides. RefSeq lists its product as uncharacterized. Lineage: Eukaryota; Viridiplantae; Streptophyta; Magnoliopsida; Rosales; Cannabaceae. The transcript has a single exon. The coding region runs from base 93 to 293 and encodes 66 amino acids. The record is from RefSeq and is a predicted model, not a curated record.